Notothenia coriiceps (black rockcod) is the source of this 1007-nucleotide messenger RNA. RefSeq names its product mesoderm induction early response 1, family member 2 (gene mier2). The coding region runs from base 207 to 1007 and encodes 266 amino acids. Lineage: Eukaryota; Metazoa; Chordata; Actinopteri; Perciformes; Nototheniidae. Gene Ontology annotation, biological process: negative regulation of transcription by RNA polymerase II. The record is from RefSeq and is a predicted model, not a curated record. The transcript has 9 exons. Gene Ontology annotation, cellular component: nucleoplasm. Gene Ontology annotation, molecular function: transcription corepressor activity; histone deacetylase binding.
AAACGGAGCAGUAGAGGAGCUACAACAUCCGGGCAAUACUCAGCUUACACAGAAACGGAAUGGCGGAGGUGGGUGAAAAGCCCCUGAAGAGAAGUGUGCAUGUUGUGGUCUAGUGGAGAGAGGAUGAGGAACUGUGAGGAAGACCCUCAGCAGGAGAAGCGGAAGUGUUAACCAGCCUUAGAGGAGUUUCAGAGGACGUUCGCCCCAUGAAGAUGGCCGCACAGUCCCACACUGUACGCUCAAGUUCAGCCAUCUACACUAAAGCUGGGGAGCUUCCUCUGGAGGAGCUGCUGGCUCUGUACGGCUACACCAUGUCAGACCCAGAGAAGGAGACCUGUCACAUGACUGCCAGCCUGCCAGGCAUGACACUGGAAAAGGAUCAGAUUACUGAGGAUCUCUUUCCUGGGGAGGAGGAGGAGUCGUCAGCUGAUUAUCUCACCCCCUCCGUCACCUCAAACACCUCAGAUCUGCUCCACCGCCUUCAAGGUGGAGACAAAGACACAUUAGUCAGCUCCUCAGAUGAAGACUUGGGUGAAGCCUCUAUUCCCUCCAAAGAAGAGCACAAGGAGAUCAUGGUUGGCUCUAUGUACCAGGCCAAAAUCCCUCCACUCAGUUCAUGUACCAACCAGGAGAGAGCCAGCAGCGGGGAGGACCAGUUGUUGUGGAAGCCGGGCGUUCUGCCGGUACAGGAAGUGGAAGAAUUUUUGCUUAAUACACAGAGGCCGUUAAACCAGGAGGGGGCAACGUGCACACAAACACAAGGACACACUGUGCGGGACAACCAACAGGCUCUGUAUGAACUAGUGAAAUGCAACUUCAAUGCAGAAGAGGCACUGAGACGAGUAAGCUUCAAUGUGAAAGUGUUCAGUGAAGAGCUUUGUGCCUGGAGCGAAGAGGAGUGCAGGAGCUUCGAGAACGGCUAUCGGGUUUACGGGAAAAACUUCAACCUCAUCCAGGGGAAUAAGGUGAGGGCUCAGUCCGUAGUACAAUGUGUACAUGUUGUCUAA